This is a messenger RNA of Fusarium poae, 11937 nucleotides long. RefSeq lists its product as uncharacterized. The record is from RefSeq and is a predicted model, not a curated record. Bases 1 to 11937 code for a protein of 3978 amino acids. Lineage: Eukaryota; Fungi; Ascomycota; Sordariomycetes; Hypocreales; Nectriaceae. The transcript is spliced from 5 exons. Gene Ontology annotation, molecular function: ubiquitin-protein transferase activity. Gene Ontology annotation, biological process: proteasome-mediated ubiquitin-dependent protein catabolic process; positive regulation of protein catabolic process; protein polyubiquitination.
AUGGGGAAGAUAACCAAGCCUAUGCAACAGAAGCACAAGGAUACCUUGUCUCCUUGGCUAAAAGAUUACGUUGAAUCUACCGCAGCAGUACCUCUACCCCACUUACCAAAAGAGCUUGCUAGCUUUCCCUCGCGAUGGCCCUUCGGACGUGGCGACCUGUACCACUGGAUACCCCUUCUGAACCGAUUUGAUAGCAUUCUUGAACAUUUCUGCGCCACAUACAAGCUGAACGAGGGUCCCCAAGCUCGCGAUUUCGAGUGCGAUGUGUUGCUCAACCAAGACAAAGAAUCUACCUUCGGUAGCGAGAAGCAAUGGUCAGCGAAGGAGUUGGCAGACUUGGGUUUCUCAUCAGAUGGAGACAGGCAACUAGUGGAAGUAGUGCUGCGCUUCACUCGCAUGUUGUUAGAGCAUUGCGGCAACCGGAGCAUUUAUGCCAGCAGCGCUCAUCUGAACGACCUCCUUCACACCACGUCUUUGAGUGUCCUUAUUGUCACACUCGAAGUUGGUUCAGAGUUAGCCCAGCGGUACCAAGCGUCCGUGAAACGCAUAGCAAAUCCUUCGAGACAGAUCAGCACGGCGCUGCUUGCCAACCACUACAACAUUGAUCUUGACAGAGUCCAGCAGCUUGCCCUGCCCUUUGUCAAGACACCGAUCAUUAACCUGUCGGACCCUGUGCCAUCAAACACACCUGGGUCAGCCAAAGGGAAAGACCGUGCGUCAGGAGGAAGUUCCAAGACGGCCAACUCUAUGCACGCGAACGAUCUAGUCGCUCUUGCGGCGUCGGAUGACAAACGGUGGGUUGGUUGGGGCGAUGUCAAGGUGAUCUAUUAUCCUCAGACAACCCAGCAGGAGUCUAUCAGCGGCGACGGUAGUCGCGCAUCAGUGCCGUCUACGCCAACACCGCUUCGUCGCAGCUCCACGAUGGCAACUCAGCAUCAGACCCCCAAGAGUCGGAAUAACUUGGAGGACUCAUCUCCGCUUGGACCCCGGACACCCAGUAACAGCGAAGAUUCGGCCUCGGCUGGAUCCAAAGUCUUUGAAUUACCACAGUCUGUUAUUUCUUCAGCUUCUAUCUAUCGGUUGAUGUCAUCCGUUCCUGCGGACCUUCCCCCAGCUGCGAAGUAUGAGGUUUUUCAUAGGAUCAGAACUUCCAAAGCCCUUAUGGGCUCCAACGAGUCACGCCAACAAUUAUUGGCUGUACGCCUCCUGUCUAUUAACAACCUCGCCUAUAUCCAUAACGAAGCAAGCUUCUUGGAAAAAGUGCUCCGUCAAGACGCAGAAGAAACUCGCAGGUUUCAGCUUGUUUAUCAGCUAGCCGAACUCAUCCACCCUACAGCCCACGGAAACAUCGAUGUUCCGUUGUGGUUGCAAGCCGUUGCUCUUGCCUUGCUCGAGGCUAUAUCGAACUUCCAAGCCAGGUGUCAGGAUGUCUUGUCUGCUCUGAAUGCAAAUGUCAACCACGGCAUUUUACUUUAUGUCAUCAGAAAAGCGGUUGCUGGAAUGAAGGAGGAUGACGACAGCGAUAAAGGCAACCAGGUCACUGAAAUGGACGAAUGGCGCAACAACCUGUUUUCUCUUACGCUUCACCUUUCCAUGUCCACACGAGUGGGAAGCGAGAUGGUGUCUGCAGGACUUAUGGAAAUUCUAGUCGAGAUCUUGAACAUUAGGUCAGCUGUCGCACAACGAAACCAUUCCAUGGUUCUUGCGUUUCUAGAUGGCCUGAUCUGGACCUACCAAAACGCCUUUACUGCCUUCUUCAAUGCCAAGGGUCUCGAUGCAGUAUCUCAGUUGGUUGUGGAUACUGUCCAGGAAGCGCAGACUUUGCAUCAAGCAGGACAAGGUAUUUCAAAGAGCCAGCAGUCGGGACAAGUGGAUUACGAAAUCCCGUACUACCAACAACAGACACUCAAAUGGCUUCUCAAGUUUGUUCACCACAUCAUGUCCAACUCGUUCAGUUACGGCGGUAACUACGAUCGCUUACUCCGUAAUCUCGUUGAUAAGUCGGAUCUUCUCGGGAAGUUGCGGGACAUCAUCGAAGACAAGAAGACCUUUGGCUCUGUUGUCUGGACAAACUCUGUUACCAUUCUUGGUGACUUUAUUAACAACGAUCCUACGAAUUUCCCCGCCAUCUCUGAGUCUGGCAUGAUCAAGACAUACUUGGAAGCUGUCACCAACAGACCACUGCCAAGUGAAGUAUUGACUGAGCAAAAAUCAUCAGACAAAGAUGAAGAUGACGAAAACAACUCUACAGGAAACACUGUAAGCUCUCUUGUUGCAAAUGACACACGGCCACAUCCUCCUACAGAGCAAGCACUUCGGCAUUCGUCUCGUGGACCAUUGGCAGCAGGGAUCUUGCCGUCAACAGAUGCCAUUGCCAUUGUUCCACAGGUCCUGAGCUCCAUAUCUCUCAAUAAUGCGGGCAUGAACCUAGUGGUAGCUUCUCAGGCUUUUGAUGGCUUCUUGGAAAUCUUUGAGAGUCCUGCACAUGUCCGAUGUAUGGAGCUUGAUGGAGAACUUGCCCACAACGUCGGAGCGAGUUUCGACGAGCUUGCUCGCCACCACCCGGCCUUGCGACCAGCCAUUGCAAACGCUGUAAUUGACAUGGUUGCCCGCGUGCGUUUCCUCGGGAUUGAAAAAGCGAGAAAUGAUGGAUGGGGCGCCCGCCUGUUGCUCAUGGACUCCGAGGGCAAGACUGUAACUGUGGAUGAGAGGGGAAAGGUGUCAUCACCAAGCGCGUCUUCUGAGAAGACUCAGAGUCAAGACACAUCUGGCGAUGCAGAUGUGAACAUGUCUGAUGCAGUGCCAUCGAAUGAUGCGAACCCUGAAUCCCGCAAGGAUGAAGAGCCAUCUUCGCCAGACCAAUCAAUUACGCCUUACAUCUAUGCCCUGGGAUACUUCUUGACCGCUUACAUGUCAAAUCAAGGACUCAAGAACAGUUUUGUAGAUGCUGGAGGUCUGGAGUUGUUGCUUGACAUCUGCGAGUCUCCAAGUCUGCCCAUCAAUUUUGGCGACACCGUAGCCUCAAGGAUUCUCAACCAAGUUAUCUCUCAGAUCGUGGAUGGUUUCCCAGUCCGCGGUCUUCCUUCUAUCAUCAGGCGAGCUCAGUUGGCGAUCGACACCUUGAAACCUCUCUCUGAUAAAACAGAUACCUUGCCUCCGUAUUUCGCACCUUUCCUUGCGAAUGACCUCAAACUGGCGCAGAACAACCAGGAACCUACAGCGGUUAAGAAUGGCACCAAAAUGAUCAAGGCAUUAUUAAAUGCGCAGACCUUUAUCAAGAUAAUAUCUGACUGCUUUUGUACAACAAGGUCCAAUUCUCUGACAUUCUAUCCUGUCAAUGUCUGGGAUUACUACCUCAACCUGGUGAACUCUAUUGGACCUCUCCUCCGUGGAGUCCUUACAGAGGAGGCAGGAGAGCUCAACGUCGUUCCCCAACACUGGUCGUUUAAGCGCCAACCAUCCUCGGAGGGAUCGCCCACAGCAAUUGAUUCUGAUCACGAUGUGGGAGACAGUACUUUGUUACCAGAUAUGCUGGGCAGUACAGAGGCGUUUCAACCGAAGGCGUCUUCGGAUGAAACCAAGCUGAGCCGUCCUACAGAGGAGGAGCAGGCCAGUCCUCGCUACCAGAAUUACGAGACGCUCCGACAUCUUUUGCACCCUAUGAUCCCGACAACUUUCCCUCUUUUCCAAACACUCGGAAAGUCCUUACUUCCCCGCCGGGAGCGAGACCCUCGUGAUAGUUAUCAACGGCCACGUCACUUGGAGAUUGCCAAGGCCCUUGCGAAUGCAAUUCUCAGCCAGCUGAGGCCAUCAGUUGCCACUGUGGAACCCACUCACAAGGACUUCCAUUUCUGGAUCAUCAUGCUGCAUACUAUCAGUGAAAUGGUGAUUGAUCAGCCCAAUCAUCGAUCAAGCGAUCGUUCAGGAGUGCAUAUCAUCUUGCCCGUUCUCAUCGCUUUUAAAGAAGAGGGCGGAAUGGAUGUUUUGAAUUCAAUGCUCAGGAUAUUUGCCGAAGCAGUUCGCAAAGGUCGGGGCGCCCCUGCGGAUGGAGCUUCCGGAUCCAAGGUCGCCGCCUUCGGGCUCAAGAAGGUCCUGGAAUUGGUUCUAGUAUUGGUUAAUGGCAAGCCACUCAUCGACUCCCAACAAUCAUUCAGCCUGUUGCCUCGCUCUGCAGACAGGUCUUCGCAUCCCUGCCAGCAGCUUGUGGUAGAGUUCAGAGCCUCUGUUCUUCCCGAAAUUACCAAGCUCUGGGAUUCCGAGUUUGUGGAAAAAGUACCACAUCAAACCGCGACGUGCUUGAUUGACAUCCUCAAGUUGAUCGCUACUGCUGAACACGAGCCUUCAACAUCAAGGGACGUUCGAUUUGAUUGGCGCUCUCAUCUUGGUGCCAUUGAGGAGUUGCGCACCAAAGGAUAUGAGACCAGCCUAAUUCACGAAGCGAUAUUCCGAGCCAACGGAAGCGUGGCUGCUGCAGAGAUGUAUUGUUCAGCUCAUCGAGCUGGUCUUGCCGGCGCACGCAACCCGAUUCCACCUAUGGACUCUGACACUUCUGCCUUGCAUGCGAUCCUGCUAGAAGCCGCAGGUGCCAACGAUACAGAAGGCACAAACGCAGGCAGCAGCGCGGAAACAGACCGCAUGUCCCUUGAUGGGCCACCAGAAAUUGCUAUUCCAGACCUCACGGACAGAUUCCUUGGCGAGGCACUGGGCGAAAUCAUUGAUCCACCUCAAACUACAGAUGACACUCGCGAAUCCCAAAAUGUCAUGAAUGAAACACCAGCGAAUGUUUUGGAAGAACCUCACAAGAAGGAGAAGGAGCCUUCCUGGGCUGCUACACGAGAAGAUGUUGAUCAGUUUAGAGCUGAGCUGCGUGCAAACCUGAUUGACAGGUGUCUUGAUGUUGUUCGUGCUCAUCCUGAAACCGCCAUCGAGGUUUCCGAGCUCAUUCGAAUAACCAUUAAGCAACAACCUAAUGAUAACGACGACGAGGUUGGCCAGACCCUAACUUUGGCACUGUCUUCACUGGCCCAGAACGAGGAGGAAGAAAAGCAACGUAAUGGGAAGUGUAUAGCCGCUUAUGCCCAUUUGCUAGCAUUGCUCUUGCAGGACGAGCGCUUCUUUAGCAACAAUGUGGCAAGCCUUGAGGAUCAUAUCGACGAGUACAUUGGCUUCUUGAAGGUUUCGCCUUCGACCUCAACUGAGGAGAUGCCGCCUUGGAUCCCUUACAUCCUUCUUGUCAUCGAGACGCUUCUUCGACAUGACGAGCGCCCUGUUGCCGCACAGUGGAAAGCACCGAAAUCCGAAGAUGAUGCCGUCUCAGAGCCCGUCAUUCAAUUGAGAACUCUGACUAUUGGCGAGGAGCAGCGAGCUCACGUUUUGGAAUUUGUGCUCGAAAUGCUUCCCCGUAUUGGAAAAGAAGAAACUCUCGCUGUUGCUGCGCUCCGAAUUCUUGUUAUCUUGACCCGUAAUCGACGCCUCGCCAAGGUGGUAGGAGACAAGAAGAACCUGCAACGGCUGUUUCUUAUGGCAAAACAAUUGUCGGGUUCUGGCUCCGAGAGGUUCAAGCAAAGCAAGCUUACUGCCCACAUCAUGACUAUUCUGCGGCACGUUGUCGAAGAUGAAGAGAUCAUCAAACAGAUCAUGCGUGCUGAGAUCAAGAUCGGUUACCCCACUUUACACAGAACACAGCGUGGCCCUCCUGAUGUCCAAAAUUAUCUCCGGCAGAUGACGCCGAUUGCUCUACGUGCUCCAGACCUCUUCGUCGAGGUCACGAACGAGAUGCUCCGUUUUACAAGAUGGACACCAUCUUCGAAUGACAGCUCUCGGACCCAGUCUCUUGUAUUGAAGGAUGAACCCACUGAAACGAGCACUGAUAAGACCAACGACAAUGUGGAGAACGGGUCAGAACAAGAUAUCAAACCGUCCACAGAGCUUGUAGAUAAGGAAAUGGUGGAUGCACCAAAGCCACAAGAGAGCAAGAGGCCUGUUGUCGAAAAUCCUGACGGUGUUAUUCACUUCCUCCUCUGCGAGUUGCUCAACUAUCGCGAGGUCGAUGACAAGGAAGUGCCAGUGGUUGAGAAGGACUCCAAGCCUGAUACUGUGUCUAACUCCGAAGACGCUUCUUCCUCUCCCAAAGAUAACAAUGCAACUGACGCAAAGGACAAGAAGCCAACGAAACCCGUUUUCAAGUCCGAGGAGCACCCUAUAUUUGUCUAUCGUUGCUUCUUACUUAAUUGUUUGGCUGAGCUUUUGCAAAGCUACAACAGAACCAAGAUGGAGUUCAUCAACUUCAAGCGAAAUGCUCCGUUGACCACAAGCACGCCAAUCAAACCUCGUUCAUCAGUUCUUAACUACUUGAUCUAUGAUUUACUCUGCCAGGGCAAUUUAAGCGGAACAGCUGACAGCAUUGCUGGCAAGAAGAAAGCUGCAACGUCGGCGCAGACUCAAAAGGUCUUGGUUGCACUCGUCUCCAAGACAACCGAGAAGGCAAUUGACCGCGGAAAAGACAAGUUUGCAUAUGAGGACGAACCCGACCUCUUGUUUGCACGCAAAUUUGUUCUUGAUACUAUGCUCAAGGCUUACGAAAGAGCACCCUUGUCUGAUGAACCCUUAGAAACAAGAUACUCGCGCAUGCAGUGUCUGGCCGAGCUCAUGAACCACAUGGUUGGCGAGAAAGAUAAGGAUCAUGCAGGUCCCGGGAGGGCUGACAACGUGCUGGCUCGAUCACAUGCCCAGCUACGGAGACUCAUGUAUGAGAAGGGCUAUCUCGAAAAACUGACAUCAUCCAUCGCCGAGAUCAACCUCAAUUACCCAGGCGUCAAACGUGCCAUCAAGUACAUCCUACGCGUGCUACGGGUUCUCACCGAGACGGCUAAAGAGCUGAGUCAUUCAAACAUCCUCCUACCUUCAGAUUCUCUAUCCGACACGGCCGAUGACGAUCUCGGUUCCACCUCUUCGCUCUCCGACCUUGACGACCGCGAAGAGACUCCUGAUCUGUAUCGUAACUCUGCACUUGGAAUGCUGGAGCCUCGUGGCGAAGACGAUGAGUCUGAUGACGACCAAGAGGAUGACGAUGAUGAGGAUAUGUAUGGGGAUGAAUAUGACGACGAGAUGGAAUACGGAGAUGAUGACAUCUCUGACGAAGAAAAUAUCAGUGAUGAUGACGAGGAACUCGGUGAUAUGGGCCAAAUCGAAGGUCUUCAUGGCGAACCAGGCGUCGUUGAAGUUAUAAUGGACGAAGACGAUGACGAUGACGACAGUGAUGAAGAAAUCGACGACGAAGAUGAAGUGGAGUCCGCGGAUAUGGAGGAUGUGGAAGAUCAGGUGGAAAUUGUCGACGAAGACGGAAAUCCUCUCGAUGACGAUGGCAACUCGGAUUGGGAGAGCGCCAGCCACGACGAUGACGAUGAAGACCAGGAGGAGGACGACCUGGAAUAUGAUGGACAUGUUCACGAAGAGCAUAUGCACAUGCCAGGAGAUAUUCUCGAUGGCAUGGCUCGUGCCAUCAUGGGAGAAGGCGACAUUUACGAUCCUGAUACGAUGGCGGAAGAUCACUAUCUCGACGAGGGCCAUGAUGAGGAUGAGGACGAGGACGAGGAGGACGAGAUGGAAGAGGAAUAUUUCUACGACGAGGAAUAUGCUAUGGAUGAUCAACCUCAGCUAAUGCCAGCUCUCGGCUGGGACGGCCUCGCAGGCGAGGAUGAUGAACGGCGACAAAUGUUCACGAUGGAUACCAGUCACCGCCGGCGCCUCCUUUCUUCACGAAAUGACGGUCGCGGCGCUUUCCCGCCAAGUUUCAUUGUUGGUAACCGUGAAAUGGCUGGGGAUUUCCGGAACUUCUUUUCACGCAACCACCAGACCAGGCCUCAAAAUAAUGCUGAUGAUGGCACUAACCCACUUCUGAGACGUGGUGACCAGAACCGGGAUAGUCCUCAGCGCCCUGGACCUCACCAAUCCUUCGGCUUGCGAGUUCCUGAAGCCAUUUUCGGUCCAGGUGGUCGCAACCCAGACGGACCCAUGGGCUUCUUGAGUGAGAUAAUGGAGUUCCUUCCAAUUAUGGGACGACAUGGACAGCAUGCGUUCCACCUCCAAAUCACUGGCCCCACCAGCAAUCGCGAGUCCAGAGAACUUGGACCUAUUCGGGCCUCUCGCACUGAUCAAAGACGUGAAGGUCUAGCCCAGGAUCCAUCCCAAGCUGUUUCUUUUGUUAUCGAAGGCACAAUGGACCGUUACCAAGAAGAGGCUAGGAUGAUCUUCGGCGCUAACACUACGACAGAAGCAUCUAAACUUCUGAAUAUCAUUAUGGCCAAACUAACGCCUGCCGCGAUGGAAUUAGAGAGGAAGUUGAAGGCCGAAGAGGCAGAACAACAAAAGCGUGAAGAAGAAGAACGGAGGAAGCGCGAGGAGGAGCAACGUCAAGCGCGUGAGGCAAGGGAAGCUGAAGAAAAGGCAGAGAGAGAGAAGCAAGAGGCCGAAGCGCGUGAGGCCGCUGAACGCGCAGCGUCUGAAGCUGCCGCUGUGAGCCAAGCCGUUCCCGCUCCCGCUCAGGCUGAAGGCGCUGAGGGCGCAAUGGAAGGCGUUGAGCCAACUGAACAAAGGGACGCAGAUCGUCCUGGUCCUGCCACGCAGAGCGAUGGCCCUCGUGUUAUGACCACGAUUAGAGGCGAAGAAGUCGACGUCACCGAACUAGGUAUCGACCCUGAUUACAUUGCAGCUCUGCCCGAGGAGUUCCGCGAGGAGGUCAUCGCUCAGGCAAUCAGCACGCGCAGGUCUGAGGCCCGGGAGGAGACAAAUGGCAAUUCGACUGAGGCCUUCCAGGAGUUUCUGGAUGCUCUUCCCGAAGAGUUGCGCAUGGAGAUUGCUCAGCAGGAGCGUCAGGAACAGCGUCGCCGUGCCCGCGAAGAAAGCAACCGUCAAGCCUCUGCUGGUGCUGGUCAAGCCGUCGUUCCAGAGAUGGACACUGCCAGUAUCCUUCUGACAUUCCCUCCCGAGCUUAGACAGCAGGUUUUGAUGGAUCAAGGGGAAGAACUGAUGGAUCAGCUUACGCCCGCAAUGGCAGCUGAGGCCCGAGCUCUGGCGCAGCAGCAUAAUGCCCACCCGGCUGUUGUUGGUCGUAGCCCUCCUGCUGUUAACUCAGCCCGUCAGACUGGACCACCAGUACCUCCCGAAGGGACAAAGGUACAGCGUCGCACGGUAGUUCAGAUGCUCGAUAAGGCUGGGGUCGCCACGCUGCUACGUCUGAUGUUUAUCACCCAGCAGGGUUCAAUUCGAAACCAUCUGUUCAACGUAUUCGCCGACGUAUGCGAGAACAAGCAGACCCGCCUCGAGGUGAUCAGUACUCUCCUCCAGAUUUUGCAAGACGGCAGCACAGAUAUGGGUGCUGUAGAGCGCAGCUUCGGUCAACUGUCUCUGAAAGCACGAAGACCCAAGGACAAGGGUCAGGAGUCUGAACAGAAAACCCCUCAGCCUCUCAAGAGAAGUCUGACUGGUCUAACUGCUGGCAAUAAUACACAGACAAACUCUGAAACCUCGCCUCUUCUGAUUGUCCAACAAUGUCUGGAUCUGUUGGUGGAGCUGUCUGCUAAGAAUCCUCAUAUUCAAUGGCUUUUCCUGACAGAACACGAGGCCGUCGGCUCUAAUCUGAAGCGAUCCUUGAGCCGCAAAGGCAAGGGAAAGGAUUCGAAGUCGCACAAAUACGCGAUCAACUCGUUGCUAUCGCUGCUGGACCGUGAUUUAGUUAUGGAAAGCUCUGUUGUCAUGACUCAUUUGGCUGAUCUUCUAAACCGAGUGACGCUGCCUCUUCAAAAUCUGGAGCGGCGCCGCAAGGAGGCUGAGGAUGAACUAAAAGCCAUUGAUAGCAAGCCAGAAGAGCCUGUUGCAGCAGAAAACCCUGCUGGACAGCCCUCAGGUACGGAGCCAACGGAGGCAAGCACUGCUGAAGAACUCAACACUGCCAAAGAGGAGGGCAAAGAAAAUAUUCCUGCCGAUGACGCCGAAAAGAGACAAGCGAAGAGAGAUUCAAUCCAAAAGAAACUCCGACAACUUCAGCCGCCUGUGGUUCCUGCCCAGAACUUGACCUUAGCUGUGAGAAUUUUUGUAGCUCGAGAGUGCAGCUCCAAGACUUUCCAGAACACUAUCUCGACGAUCAAAAACCUUUCAGCCAUCCCAGGGGCCAAGGCAACGUUCGGACAGGAGCUUGUUCACCAGGCUAGGCUCUUGAGUGAGAAUAUCGUGGCUGAUCUAGAUGAUCUUUUGCCCCAUAUCGAAAAGGCAUCUUCAGGCACUGAGAUUCAAGGCGUGGCUCUUGCCAAAUUCUCACCAGGGGCAUCCGAGCAAAAUAAGCUUCUUCGCGUUUUGACCGCCCUGGAUCAUCUCUUUGACACCAAGAAGAAAGCCGACGAGGCCGAGUCCAACAAGAACAAGGACGAAAGACACGAUCUAGUCACAUCGCUUUAUCACAACUCAACAUUCUCUGCGAUGUGGGAUAAGCUGAGCGCUUGUCUUAGUGCUAUUCGUCAACGAGAAAAUAUGCUCAACGUGGCAACCAUUUUAUUGCCAUUAAUCGAGUCUCUAAUGGUUGUUUGCAAGAACACCACUACGAACGAUGACCCCCAGCAGAAAGAUAUGGUCUUGUCAAGCCCACCACCCGAGUCUCGUACGGCUAGCCUCUUCUUUAGCUUUACCGAGGACCACCGCCGCAUUCUCAAUGAGCUUGUUAGGAGCAAUCCCAAGCUCAUGUCAGGAACGUUUGCCUUGCUCGUCAAGAAUCCCAAGGUACUGGAGUUUGAUAACAAGCGCAACUACUUCAACCGCAGUGUUCACUCACGAUCCGGUAACAGCCAGAGCCGGCCAGCAUAUCCCGCCUUACAACUAUCUGUCCGCCGCGAGCAUGUUUUCCAUGACUCUUUCAAGCACUUGUACUUCAAAUCAGGCGAUGAGAUGAAGUUCGGCAAGCUCAACAUCCGAUUCCAUGGAGAGGAAGGUGUCGAUGCCGGUGGUGUCACUCGCGAGUGGUUCCAGGUACUUUCACGACAAAUGUUUGACCCCAAUUACGUGCUUUUCACGCCUGUAUCCUCAGAUCGAACUACCUUCCACCCCAACAAACUUAGCGGCAUCAACGAUGAGCAUUUAUUGUUCUUUAAGUUCAUUGGCCGCAUUAUCGGCAAGGCAUUGUACGAAGGUCGCGUCCUUGACUGCUACUUUAGUCGUGCUCUGUACAAGCGAAUCCUGGGCAAAUCUGUUUCGGUCAAGGAUAUGGAGUCCUUCGACCCUGACUAUUACAAGUCUCUGUGCUGGAUGCUUAACAACGACAUCACAGACAUCAUCACCGAGACCUUCUCAGUCGAGGAUGAUGAGUUUGGCGUUACCAAUGUUGUAGACCUCAUCCCUAACGGCCGAGAAAUUGCAGUCACUGAAGAGAACAAGCACGAUUAUGUUCGUCUGGUGGUUGAGCACAAGCUAUUGUCCUCGGUUAAGGAGCAAAUGGCGCAUUUCCUUCAAGGCUUCCACGACAUCAUCCCAGCGGAACUGAUCUCUAUCUUUAACGAACAAGAGCUAGAGCUCUUGAUUUCCGGGCUGCCGGAUAUUGAUAUUGAUGAUUGGAAGAGCAACACGGAGUAUCACAACUACACACCAUCAUCGCAGCAAAUCCAGUGGUUCUGGCGAGCUCUAAGAUCCUUCGACAAAGAAGAACGUGCGAAAAUGCUGCAAUUCGUCACCGGAACCAGCAAGGUUCCCCUCAACGGCUUCAAAGAGCUUGAGGGUAUGAACGGUGUCAACCGAUUCAAUAUCCAUCGCGAUUAUGGCAACAAAAACCGACUACCCUCUUCGCACACCUGUUUCAAUCAACUUGACCUUCCUGAGUAUGAGAGCUACGAUCACCUGCGCUCUCAAAUUAUGAAGGCUAUCACAGCAGGAAGCGAAUACUUCGGCUUCGCGUAA